UGCUAUUAUAUGCUAUCUUUGUCUGUACCACAGAUUGAGUAGUAAACUUAUUUAUUGAUAUGCUUAAAAUAUGAAAUAUUUUUAUGUCGAAACCUGUAUUUCAAAAUACAUUUUGGGUUUGACAAGUGUAGAUCGUGAGCCAUUGCAGUUGUGUUGCAUUCACUUUGUUUGCUUUGUUUUGAACGUAGUGCUGAACAAAUUUGAACUGUGCUGUGAUUUUUAUACUAUAAAAUAAUAAAUGAAUUAUUAAAUCUGCGUUGAAAUGUGGAUUAGUUUGCGACUAAGGGAAUGAGUAGUGAGCCAGAAAAAUGGACAAGCACAAAAGGCUACUGCUGCAGAAGUAUCAGCAGGACAUCAUUGAUGAUCUAGAUGUGGCAUACGUCUACGAUGAACUGUUUGCGAAGCACGUUAUUUCAGCUGAAGAGGUCGAUCGCAUGUUCAGUCUUACGACUCGCAUCGACCAAACUCGGUUUCUAUUAGACUCGUUGAUUCGCAAUGGUACCAACGGGACAUAUCAAGUUUUUGUAGACAGCCUGCAAAAGGAUUACGGGUGGCUUUGGGAGAAAUUGGCUAUUGAGAACAAUAAUCCGAUGCCUGAUGAUAGCUUUGAGGACAGCCUCAGCAGGGGUGAUGUGCCUAGACCACCGGAUAACCAUGUCAGAAGAACGAAAGUGGAACAAAAUGUAGCAGAGAACUUGAGAUUGUUGCAACGGCACAAAGUCCUUGCGCUCCACGGCAUGUCAGGUUCAGGGAAGACAUGUGUGGUCAUCAGCGCUUUACGUGACAACCCUGAUUUAGUUGCCAGCAACUUCAAUAGCGUUGUCUUCUGGUUGAACUUCGGCAACUGUAAGACUGAUGAUGACAUUAUUUUCCAACAAAGCAAAUUACUAAGAAAAGCAUCGUCGAUGUACACGCAGAAUUCGUACAUGAACUCGUCAGUUUCUAUGUCUAGCAUCGGUUCAAAUGGCGACAGUCAAUCAUCUUCUAACUACGACUGGACAAUGAACGACCUUAGAGACAAACUAAAGGCACAAUUCUAUGAACUACCUCUAAAAGAAUGCCUCCUUGUGCUAGACGAAGUCAAUGACAAAAAGUGCUUAGAAGCGUUCGACAUCGGAUGCAAAAUUUUGGUCACAACAAGAGAUACUAGCGUUGUCGCUUCCUGUUCAGCACAGAUUAUCAAAAUAGAAAACAGCUUAGAAGAAAAGGAAUCGUUGGAAAUCUUCGCUCUGUCGCUUGAAGUACCUGUAUCGAAGUUACCUUGGCAAGCGAAGAAAAUCCAUGAGCUUUGUAAAGGCAGCCCUUUUAACAUUGGCCUCAUUGGAGCACAACUAGCAGAAAACAGGGAAAGGCUGAUUGAUGACCCAAAAAGAUGGAAUUACUACGUCAAGGAAUUGAAAAAGAAGAAUCACUUUUCAUUCAUUCCAAUCAAUCAAACUUACAAUCCGAUGAAAACAAUCGAAGUAUGCAUCAACUCUUUAAACCAGAAUGUGUUACCAUUGUUCAAAAAACUAAAAAUCCUGCCUGACAACGUAAAAAUUUCUGCCAAAGUAUUGAGCAAAUUGUGGAACAGAGAGGACUCACAAGUGGAAUCCAUCAUGAAAGAGUUGCGUAGUAAAUCUCUUAUCAUCGAAGUGUAUGACAGAGAUCAGAGAAAUUACAUGUAUGAGAUCCAUGACCUUAUCAUGAAGUACUUGAGGAGUUCAGGGGAAGACGAUAGCAAGAAGCUACAUGCUGAGUUCCUAAAUAGUUAUCACUAUAAUACUACAAACCCACCGCUAGAAAUCAUUGAUGAUGGUUACAUCGCCUUUUAUAUUGGUUACCAUAUCAAACACACGGAUAAUUACAACGAUAUGUGGACGUUGUUCAACAAAUUGUUCCUGAAUUUGAAGUUUUUAGGCAACAAAGUGAGGUUAACGGGACCUGCCGAUGUGAUGUCUGACCUACAAAACUAUGAGUCAUAUAUUGUUAAAUACGAGCUAGACAAGGAACUGAUUAGCAACACUAAAGCUUUCCUCAGCACACAUGGGAAUGACCUAUUCCAUUAUCCCUGCACUGAUAUUAUCCAAAGUAUCCUACAAAACGAGUCUAAAGGCAUACUGUACUCGAAAGCAUCGCAAAUUGCCCAAGAAAAUUGCAAUAAUAAUGAGCUGUAUUUUGAUUUUCUACAUGAACAAAACGUAGAUGAAAUCAAGCACUCAACUAUUGAUGUCAAAGAAAAGAUCACAGCUGUGUGCUUUCUUACGGAUUACGUUCUUGUCGGUACUAACUCCGGUGUGAUUAAGACAAGUGAAAUAUGGGUGUGUUUUACAAAAUUUGAAGUAAAGUUGUCGCGUAGGACAAAACCAGAAGAAUGCUACAACAACACAUUUGCUGACGUACAAAUCCAGGGUUCAUACCUAAACUGCAGAUGGGCGAACAAUGAAGAGUACCUUAUCAUGCACACAAGCAAAAAGAUCGACUUCUACGACCCUUCUAGAAGCCAAAAGAACAAAAUCUUCAAAACAAUUCAGGAUUUUGAUAGAGACAGGGAGAUCUUGUGUUGUGUGCCUUGUAAUUAUGAUAAGAAUGUUAUCGUUGCUACCGAUGGCCCUGUGAAGAGGGUUGAAGUGAUCGAUUUGAAGACCAGGGAACGAAUCAUCACGUUCGAUGAGACUGAUAUUGUUUUAGAUAUGGUUACUGUUCCUCGUAGCAACAAAAUCAUAACGCUAAAACCGAAUGAGAUUAUGGAGCAUGAAAUGAGUAGAUCUCACACAAGUACAAUCAAGAACACGUGUUGUUGCCGACGAGUUAUUACAAGUAAUGACAUUAAAGACAACAUGUCGUUCAUUGCAAUCGCUGUCAAUAAAAGUGGAACCCUACUCUGUGUUGCUACUGAUGAUAGCAGGGUCGUUUGUGUUGAUCUCAAGACUUAUACCAGGUGUUUUGAUCUGGAGAAUAGAAGGGGGAACGUAGUAGCAAUGGCAAUGAGCGAGAUGAUGUAUGAUGAAUUCGAGCCAGGCUCUGACGUACUACUAACAGGCACUGGGUCUAUUGAAGACUCUGCUAAAGUAUGGUACUUGGACGCUUCAUACAUCUCACAAACUGCGCAACGGAAUGGGAGAGUACGUCUAACAACGAAAUUCGACGUGAGUUUCCUCAACCCUCUAUCGCCUCACACACCAAACUCACCGACUCCAAUCAGUAACUCUGAGACUGUACACUCAACGCCAAAAAGACAUCAAUCAUUUAACCAUAGAGAAGUCCAACCUAAAAUGGUACUUAAAAACUCAAUGAGCUUAGAUAGAAGUGCUCUAAAGCCUUUGAAUUUGAAAGGGAUCUGCAAUAACAACGAAGGUGUGCUCCAGCCUUUACUAGCUGUUGUUGAUGAUAAGAAUAAUAUUCAGGUAAUGCGCGGCAGAAAGGUCCUAACAGAAAUCACAGAGCGAUCAGAUAAAUCCGAAAGCAUUACAAGAGUAAAAAUCUCUCCAUGCAAUCAGUACAUCAUUUACGGGCUUAAAUCCGGUAUAGUGAAGAAAUACACACUUCGGACCAAAGAAACAGUUCCAAUAAUGGAUGUUUAUAGCCCAGUGCAAUAUUUGAACUUCGUUAAUCCGAACUUACUAAUUGUGGCUGGAAAGAACACAUGCCUUAUGGCCUAUAAACUAACGACUAUUGGAGAUUGGAAACCUGAAAUGAUGCAGAGAGGUAACACCAAUCUUGGUUCCCAAGAAAUACUUAAUGAUAUUCAGGGUAUCCCCAAAAAGAACGGUCACUCAGAAAAACUGUCCAGUUCUAGCAGUGAAACAAGCUUAACUUCCCAAGGCAGGAUCUUCAGAUGUGAAGAGUACAAGAGUAUUUGUAAGGGCAGUGGUCUUGUCGAAUGCUUCUGGGUCAAAGAUCUGGGCGUCAUCACAGUGGAGUUUAACGCUACCAUCAAGUUAUGGAACAAGAAUUUAAAUCUACAAACAAUACUGAACGGAAGACAGUCUGAUGUGUACAUUACUUCGGCUGCUUUACAAAAUAAUAUCCUUGUCAUUUGUGAUAGGAAGAAUACUACGUUUCAGACAUUUGAACUCAAAAUCAAUGAUGGCGUGGAACUACAUACUAUCGAAGAGUACAGACUGAACAACGUGAUCGUGUCCUGCGAUCUCACUUCGGACGGGAACAUUCUAGCGCUAGGACUCGACUCUGGGAAUGUUGUGGUAUGGAACGUCCGAGGUCGACGUCAACUAUGCCUACUAAAGCACCACAAGUCUAAAGUCCACUCAUGUUCAUUCUCGCCCGUCCCUGAACGUUCCAACCGCAACUCGAUGACGUCAUCACCGCAUCUGAUACAAUCACCGUAUCACUUGUCUACGUCACAGGAUGAUGACGUAGACAGUGAGCAGCCGCCAUUAGUACUGGUUACCAUGGCAACGGAGAUUGUUUGGUGGAAUAUCACGCAUGUUAUGAAGGCGCCAAAGUAUAAGAUUGGGAAGAGGAACUACAACGUGAUGACGCCACUAGGCAGUCCGUUAGAGAAUAGAUGUGAGACGCCUAAUACCAGUCUAAACCACUCCAACUCAGCCACUUCAGCCAACUCGCCCAAGUCCAACUAUUUCUUCGGAGAUGGGGACUUCUUACCGCAGCAGUGCUGGAAGGCUCUUUGGAGAGGAAAAUCAUGUAAACGAGGUUCAAAAAGGAAAGAAAUCUUAGCGUGCAUCAAGUUAUCGGGUAUGCACGCGAAGAGACUGAGUCAUGACGAAAAGUUCUCAUGUUUCGUCACAGUAGACAACCCUGGACAUAUCCAUAUUAUGAACGUUAUGCGCUCGAAUAACACAUAGCGUAUGAUUUAUAUUUUACUUAAAUAUUACGUGAAGCAAUGACCAUUACCAGUCUUGAGAAUAAUAACGACAAAGACUGGUGGCUAAGUCGUAAAUUUCAUUAAUUAGUUUUCAACUGUAUUACAAAAAUUUUGUAAGUUCUACCUCUAAUUUUGUCUCAAUUCUCAUUCUCCAGUUUAUUAUUAAAAUAUAUGCAAAUAUCAACGCAUAAAUCUUAUGAAGUUAUGGCUCAAACUAGAGUUUUAUGAAUAAUAAUUACUUUUAGAUAACGAAUACUACAAAAUAAAUGAUCUGCUCAAAGAAAUAUCUUAGAACUUAAUACACUGCCUUUCAAUGCAUUUAUUUUUAAAUAGUAUAAACUAAUUCUUACUAAACCCUUUGUGGUUACUUUUAGUUUAAAAUUAGGUGCUCAAUAUUGCAGGUUGUCAAAUAAACUUUAAAUGCAAAUACUAUAUACGUAAAACCAAAUCAUCUUUGUUUUUAACGAGAACAGUUUGAUCGAUUUUGAUUGUGUUAAAUUUAUUAGAUUUCUUUCGGAUGGUUCUAAAGUGGUACUACAGCUAGAAUAAUAUAAAAGAGAGUACUCCUAUUUUAAUGGUAGGUACACUUAAACUAGGUGCAAUGCAAAAUAAACUUUAAUGCUAGAGUAAAUAAUCUUACGUAAAUAUUAUUCUAAUACAACAAUGAAUACUCUAUGUCAAAUAAUCUAUGCAGCAUUUUGAGAUUGUAAUCAAUUGAAAAUAUUUUUAAGUUAUUACUCAAUCUUAUGCAUUUAAAAAAUAAUGAGUUGUGAUUCCUAUAAUAGUAAUUCAAAUGCGUUUAAUUUUGAGCCUAAAUGACAAGUUAUUUAGGCAUAUUUCCCCUUAUUUCUUAAAACUCCAGUGAAGUGCAUUUCGUAUAGAAUUCUUCAAAUGAUCAUUGCUUCACAUAAGUCGUUAAUCAUGAACAAUCUGUUAUUCUAGAAUAGUACGUUAGUACAUUUAUUAGAUAAUAAGGUUUAUUGUAAUCUUAAUCCCACCAGUACUAUGGUAUGCUUUAUUUGUAUUGGGUGAAUCUCCUCAUUAGUUGAAAUUAUAAAUUGAAAUUAUUUUAAUACCUAUAGCAAUUUGGUGACGUAGAACCAAAAUUGAACUAUCAUUAUUUUAUUUGAAUCAUUUUUUUUUCUUAUAAACGAAUACGAGGGCUCUUAUGUAUUUUAUGUCCUGCCAGUAUUCGAAAAUUGUUUGCAAUAAUUUUGUUUACAUAACAAAGAGAAGUACUGACUAAAAUAGUGAAAUUAAAUUAAUUCGGUACGUUCUUUAGUGAGAAUCAUAGUUUACGUGUAAUGUGCCAUUUUUCGGCUUUAUGAAUUAUUCUAAUCAGUAACGGAGAUUGGGAGCUGAUUGUAGGAUUUUGGUGAAUAGUUAAUAUUGUACUAGUACAUAAUAUUGUUAAAUGUAUUUGGAAUCUAUUUUAAUGCCCAUAUAGGUUCCAAACUAUGAUAAGAUUUCCGAGAGAGUAGAACAGUUUUGUCAGCUAUUUUGUCCCACCUCUCAGCGAAGUCAAAUUACUCUCAAUAUUUUAAUUUUAAUUAUGUUUAAAUAAGUCCAUGAUAGAUCUCUUGUUAAACAUAAAUAUAUUUUUAAUUAUGAACUAAAUAAUGUAAUGGUGCUUAAAUGUUAAGACGUAGUUUAUACGUUUAUUUACCGACAACUAUAAAUACGUAGAUAUGAUAUCCUCGUCAAACUUUAAAUUGUAACCAGUUUUAGUUGAUAAGAAUUUAUGAACGUAGAGUAUGUUAACUGGAUUAGUGUUUAUUUUUUUUUAGAAAACAACUACGCACAAUGUCCCAAUAUUAUUAAUUUUACCUAUGAUGAAUUUAUGCCUAAUCCAGUUUAAAUACUCUAGGUUAGUGAAGAAUUGAUUAUGUUUUUUUAUGAAUUAGUUAAUUAAUGGUGAUAUACAAAAAUGCAUUCUGAUGCAAAAUGAAUGUAGAACAAAAACGAACAACGAUGAUUAAUGUAAAUAAUUUAUUUUUUUAAUUAAUGUAUGAAGUUGUCGGAGUUUUAUACAGAAACACGUUCUUUGACAAAGAAAACUAUGAAUUCGACUCUAGCCUUAGUUGCAGUGGUUAGUUUAAACUUUUAACAAUAGAAAAUUAUAGUUUUAUUUUUACGCCACUGCAUAGGAAGGUUAAUCAAAAAUUUGCCGCCCAAAUUGUGUUUGUAUGUGUAUGUAGAGUUCCGUAGGGCCGCAGUAAAUGUAUACGUAAUUAUUAAACGUCGUGUCAAAAGUCCGCCUAGUAUUUUUAUUAGAAUACAAAGGUGUUUUUCUUUUAUAAAUAAGUCAAUUUUAUUCUGCUCAAAAGUGAUGCAGAACUCUUUUGAAUCUAAUUUCAAUAUAAUAAACCAUUGGAACUACGGAACCUUACCAUUAUAAUGCUCAACUCGUAUUUUAUGAAUAGUAUGUUAUUUUUAAUAUAAUGAUGUCGAUCAAUAUCAGCAUAAUUUUUGAUCAAUGACAAUGCAAUGUAAACCUUAUGUACUACAGCAGACAUGCUUCACCUGUUAUGCCGUUGUUAGUUACCGUAAAUUCCAUUUUUGAUGUUGGUCCUAUGCAGAUUUUUCGAAAUCAUUUUCUCAUAAUGUAUGUCUCGACGAAUAUACAACGGGAACUAACGCUUCUGUGCUGGUUCCUCUAGAAACGGCAUAAUGGGCGAAAGCCUCAACAUCGAAAUUAUAUUUUACCGUAGUGAUUGGUUUUUAUAAGGAGAAUAUUUUUAAAUAUAUUUUUUGAUAAUACGUUA
Spodoptera litura is the source of this 7590-nucleotide messenger RNA. NCBI's taxonomy places the organism in Eukaryota, Metazoa, Arthropoda, Insecta, Lepidoptera, Noctuidae. The record is from RefSeq and is a predicted model, not a curated record.